AGUUCCCUUCUCUCUCUCUCUCUCGUCCGUUGUUGAUGGGCUUCACCUGGAAACCAUGGCAAGUCCCGUCACCUCCCUAGGCGCUGGCGGCGGUGUCCACACCCUCCUCUUCCUACUCCCCGAGCCCACAACCGGCCUACCGCCCUCCAUCCUGUCUAAGCCCGUCAGCAGCGCCCUCCUCCUCCACCUCACCCUUCUCCACUCCCUUUUAUAACCCCCAACUUCUCCGGCGACCGGAGCCGGCGGCGGCGAUACGAUGGCCCUGGUGUUCCUGCACCACGUCGUCGGCGAUCUCACCGUGGGGAAGCCCGAGCUCGCCGAGUUCUCCGAGGCGGAGACUGUCGAGGCCGCCGUACGCGCCAUCGGCGACUGUGCCGAGGGCGCGAUCGCCGUCUGGCGGCGGCGGGGGGCGCCGUCGCAGCAGCGGCCGAUGCCGGCGGCGGAACCGAGGGCGGCGAGGUUCGUCGGGAUGCUCAACUCGCUGGAUGUGGUGGCGUUCCUCGCGCGGGCGGGCGGGGACCACGAGAAGGCGAUGAGGACGCCGGUCUCCGAAGUGGUCACGCCCAGUCCGUCCCUCUUGAAGGAGGUCGAUCCCGGUACAAGGUUGAUCGAUGCUCUAGAGAUGAUGAAGCAGGGAGUGAGGCGCCUCCUCGUGCGAAAGUGUAUUGCAUGGAAAGGUUUCAGCAAGCGCUUCUCCAUUCUCUAUAAUGGCAAAUGGCUCAAGAAUAUUGAUACCUCAUCUCCAGGUGCCGCUAGUAGUGGUGGCCGACCAUCCUCAUCUUCUCUCCCUGAUGACAAGUUCUGCCUUCUCUCUCGAGAAGAUGUGGUUCGCUUUCUAAUUGGCUGCCUGGGUUCUCUCGCCCCUCUCCCAUUAUCUUCCAUCUCCUCCCUUGGGGCCAUUACUCCACGCUAUGCUUAUAUUGAAGCCUCCUCCUCUGCCCUUGAAGCAGUUCGUAAGAUCCCUCAAGACCCUUGUGCCAUUGCAGUUCUUGAGACAAGUUCUGAUGGUACUCACAAGAUAAUUGGCGACAUCUCUGCAUGCAAACUAUGGAAAUGUGACUACUUAGCAGCUGCAUGGGCUAUGGCAAACUUAUCAGCUGGAGAAUUUGUCAUGGGUGCAGAUGAUAAUGGAACGACACCGAUCUCUCUUCCUGAUUUUACUAUCAAUUCCCUGGUUGAGGACAAUGGGGCCUCUUCGAGGCCAAGAAAGUUCAGCAGCAGGAGUAUUGGAUUCUUCAGCAGUCAAGCAAACCAGAUGGCAGUGGGGAGGCUGAGGAGCAUAUACAGGGGGAGGAGUGUGCCAUUAACAUGCAAGCACACGAGCUCAUUAGCAGCAGUUAUGGCGCAGAUGCUGUCCCACAGGGCUACCCAUGUUUGGGUUACUGAUGCUGAGUCAGAGGACGACAUCUUGGUUGGUGUGGUUUCAUACUCUGACGUUCUCUAUGCAGUUACUAAGAACCCUAACAAUGUGGUUCCUCCAAUCCCUUGAUUUUGUUCAUCCUAUAUGUUUGUUUCUAUAAUUGUUUAUGUUCAUGGUGCAUGUAUUGGUCUUUAGGAAGUUCUUCUGUGGUAUGUUUCGAUUGGAUUGGAUCAUAUACAUUUGAAAACUAUUGAACAAAAUAAAUGUAUAUUUGCAAUGAAUUUUUUUAAUUUGUA
Molecule: messenger RNA, 1656 nt
Organism: Phoenix dactylifera (date palm)
Lineage: Eukaryota; Viridiplantae; Streptophyta; Magnoliopsida; Arecales; Arecaceae
Product: CBS domain-containing protein CBSX6-like
Cellular component (GO): cytoplasm; nucleus
Source: RefSeq, a predicted model, not a curated record